Molecule: messenger RNA, 1141 nt
Organism: Gracilinanus agilis (Agile Gracile Mouse Opossum)
Lineage: Eukaryota; Metazoa; Chordata; Mammalia; Didelphimorphia; Didelphidae
Gene: SHANK3
Product: SH3 and multiple ankyrin repeat domains 3
Exons: 5
Coding region: 455-1039 (194 amino acids)
Cellular component (GO): postsynaptic density; postsynaptic membrane; dendritic spine
Molecular function (GO): ionotropic glutamate receptor binding; synaptic receptor adaptor activity
Source: RefSeq, a predicted model, not a curated record
GGAAGGGCCCCUUGGCCUGGCUGGGCAGCCCCAAGUCCUUCGGAAUUCCCCAGCCCGGGCUCCUGGCCCCACCCGGCCCCCCGAAGCUCCUGGUGGGCUGGGCCUGUGGCAGGCUGAAGGGAGGAGCCCUGGCCUCCCUCCAGGGGCAGGUGUAGGCCCUGCAGCCUCGGGGAGCCGGGCCGGGCCUCCACCUGAACCUCUGACCUCAGGGUCCCGAUGUCCCCCCUGCCCUGACCACCGUAAGCCACCCUCAGCCAGGGGAGCCAGGCUGCCAGUGAUUUCAGAUGCUCAGAGCCUCCCGAGGCCCCCAGAGUCCCCUGAACCCCACCCAGGCCCCUUGGGGUCCUUGAGCCCCCUGGAGGCUCCGGGGCCCCGUGUGGGCGGGCCCCCUCACAGUGCCCAGGGUCCAGGACCCUCUCCCCGCCCCCUGGCGGGCCCCAUCCCUCCCAACACCAUGAAGAAGUUCGCCUCCAGCCGCAGCCUGAACAAGAUUCUGGCUCAGUGUGACUCGUCCUCCCGCGAGUACGAGGAGAUUCAGGCUGUGGAACGGAAGUGGCAUCUCCACCUGGCCACCCCACGGCUCCUUCUGCUGGACAGGAAGUCCAAGUCGUCCCUCUUCCUUCCAGCCCCUCCGCCCCCCAAGAGGGCCCCCAGCACCACGCUGACUCUGCGGUCCAAGUCCAUGACUGCUGAGCUGGAGGAGCUGGAAGAGAAAAGAGAAAGCCACGCCUUCCUGGGGCGCCUUGCAGCCGAGAGCACCAAAGCCCCCACGCCAGCUUACCCCCAGUCUGCCCGAGAGAAGCUGGAUGAGAUCCUGGCGGCAGCUGCAGAGCCCACGCUGAGACCGGACAUCGCGGACGCUGACUCCAGGGCGGCCACUGUCAAGCAGCGGCCCACGAGUCGGCGCAUCACUCCCGCAGAGAUCAGUUCUUUGUUUGAACGCCAGGGCCUCCCUGGCUCCGAGAAGCUUCCUGGAUCCCUUCGCAAGGGCAUCCCACGCACCAAAUCUGUAGGCCUCACCCCAGGGCCCCGGGCCUGACUGCCGGUCCCUCCGUAGGGGAAGAUGAGAAGCUGGCCUCUCUCCUGGAGGGGAAGUUCCCGAGGAGCUCGUCCAUGCAGGAUGCUGUCCGUGAGGGCCAUG